AUGCCGGACCAGGCAGAUCAGGCUCGGGCGCAAUCGCCCCUCCUGCGUGUCGUCCUCUGCUGCACCUCCAUUGGCCUCGAACAGAGAAAUGAACUCGCAAAUUGGGCAACCGACAUGGGCGCCGUCCAUAAGUACGAUCUUACCUCCGACGUAACCCACCUUGUCGUCGGUCACAUAGAUACCCAGAAGUACAAAUAUGUUGCCAAGGAGCGUCCCGAUGUCAAGGUCGUCUUACCUGCCUGGAUUGCAGCUGUGCGAGAGUCCUGGCUACAAGGCGGGGAAACAGACGUGGAAAAGCUGGAGGAGGAGUAUCGCGUGCCUACUUUCAAUGGCCUGCGCAUAUGCAUAACCGGGUUUGAGGACUUACAACAACGAAAGUACCUCGAAGAGACCGUCACCGCUCAUGGCGGGGCGUACCACGGCGAUUUAACAAGAGCCGUCACGCACCUUAUCGCGGCAGCCCCUUCGGGCAAGAAGUUCGACUUUGCUCGACAGUGGGGUCUCAAGACCGUUUCGCUGGAGUGGCUCACAGACAGUAUCGAACGUCGAAUGACCCUUGAUGAAGCAUUUUACGACCCUUUCCUGCCGAAAGAAAUGCGUGGACAGGGCGCGUUCAAAAAAUUACCGCCCGAAACAACGCCACUAGGCAAGCGCUUACGCACACCUGCUGCUGAUGAGGGAGAGGGCAAGCGAAAACUGAGGCGGACCGCAAGCACCAAGCUGGGAAGUCAGAGCUCGGCUAUCUGGAACGACAUCACAAGUGGAAGUUUUGGUGUGAAGCGAGAAGACAAUUCCUGGCAGGAAUCUGCAACCGACAAUGUGGGCUGUAAUGAGGUGAUCCCUACCACGAACAAAGUCGACAUGCACGGAAGCGCAAGAGUGGAUCAAUCGGAUGGUGCACACGAUCAGCCACCUCGGUACCAGCGAAACGUAGGCGGCUGUUUCGAUGGCAGAAUCGUAUUCGUGCAUGGCUUUGGCCGCGUCAGGACCGGGAUUCUUCAGCAACAUCUUCAUCAGAAUGGAGCUCAGCUUGUUGUGACGCCAGAACAGCUCUGCUCAUACGAGGACUCGGAACUAGGGACUGGCUUUUUGAUUACUCCUUCAGAUAUUGCUCGCGAUGCGCUUGAGGACCUGCCAAUUAUCGCCGAGGGCCUCACGCGCGUCAAUGAGUGGUGGGUGGAGAAAUGUCUUUAUCAGAAGAAGAUCGUCGAUCCUGCCAAAGAAGUGAUUUGCAAGCCUUUCCCCCAGCUUCCAAUUCCAGGCUUUGAAAACCUGAUUAUAUCCUCGACUUCGUUUGCUGAUUACGACCGCCUGCAUGUAUCGAAAGCUGUCAAACUGAUUGGUGCCACUUAUGACGAAGUGCUAAAAGAAACCGUGUCGGUCUUGAUCUGCAACUCUGAUUCGUCCCAGAACCCUAAAGCCAAGUAUUGUCUAGAGCGUUCUAUCCCCGUUGUAACCCCGUCCUGGCUGUGGAGUUGCAUCUCCACGGGCGAGCGGCAACCAUUUGAAGCGCAUGCGGUGCGUCUGCCUUCCGAAAUAUUCAGGGAGUCACCGCAGCAGCCACAGACGCGAAAGAGCUCUGCAACAAGCGCGGACGUCUCUACCAAAGAACGUCGUCACAAUAAACUCACACUAUCAAAACCCGCGUCGCCAGAUCGCCACGGCUUGGAACGACAAACAAGCCGUUCGGAACUAGAGAUCAAGGAACCUGGUGCACGGAAACAAGCUCGUACGAGCAGACCAGCUCUACCGUUGUACGAAUCGGCAAGCGAGGACGAGGCUGGAGGCGCCGGCACCACUAGAGCGGCUGUCCCGGACGAUCCGGCGCCUCCCUAUCCCGAUGAUGACGCCGCCUCACAGCCAAAACAUCUGCAGGAGUUGUCGCAUUCGGACGCUAACGCACUCCAAAGCCCUUGGCCCACAGACGUAUCACCGGCAGAUCAGCAAAAGCAGUCGCAGCAUUCCGACAGCCUCACCGGCCGUAAAACCAUCACGCCGUCGUUUGCUGCCGCUCCUCCACAAGCCGGCAGCCGGUCGAACACUGAGCUCAACAACACCAUUGCUGCACUGCUAGCUCAAAAGAAGCAAAAGGAACCCUCCCGCCCCGCAUCCGCCGGUUCCGACAAUGCCGCUGGCGGCGUAUCCCGCACCAACCGGCGGCAGCGCCGCCGCCAGCUCGGUCGCGCCACCAGCACGACGUCUAACGGGUCUAUGCCAUCUUCGCUAUCCGCACAGAACCCUUCCUCGGCCGUCGGGAAAACUUCGACCGAUGCUGAAGGCGAGGAGACGGUUGCCGUCCCGCCGCCUUGGACUGACGAGGCACACGCGGCCAGCCAGGCAAUCAUGUGGGGCAACGACUUUGACGAAGCGGAACGAGUGGAGGUGAUCAGGCGGCUGGGCGGGAAAAUAACCGAGGGAGACGGCGGCGGCGGCGGCGGCGGCGGCGGCGGCGGCGGUGCUACUGACGGUACGAGGGCGGUGGAGCCGGUCGGGAGGGCUGCGCAUGCUGCGGACGGGGGUGGGCCCAGAGCCAUGAGGACGAGGGCGGCUGGCGGGCGGACACGCUAA
Diplodia corticola is the source of this 2568-nucleotide messenger RNA. Its product is annotated as brct domain-containing protein. The transcript is spliced from 8 exons. The record is from RefSeq and is a predicted model, not a curated record. Gene Ontology annotation, biological process: DNA replication initiation; mitotic DNA replication checkpoint signaling; mitotic G2 DNA damage checkpoint signaling. Bases 1 to 2568 code for a protein of 855 amino acids. NCBI's taxonomy places the organism in Eukaryota, Fungi, Ascomycota, Dothideomycetes, Botryosphaeriales, Botryosphaeriaceae.